AUGGAUGGCACCUGGGCCUACCUGGUGAUGGGAAGAUGUGGUUUUAUCAGGGAGAAGAUUGGAGCGCUCGUGACUCAACAAGAAUACAUCAGAGAAGUCAGAGUUUUGAUUUCUGUAGCAAGAGAAGAAGUCAAAAAAAAAGUCACCACAGCUACCACCCGUGUGACAGUGAUGAAGGGAGACUUCCAAGACUACGAUUUGCUCCUUGCCACCAUGCAGGGAGUUCACGUGGUCAUUCACACAGCUGCUCUUGUGGACUGCAGAAACACAGUGCCCUUCUGGGAAACGAGGGCUGUCAACCUUGGGAGUCCUGAGAACGUGUUACGGGCCUGCUGCAUCCUGAGCAUCCCAUACAUUGUCUACAUAAGCUCCAUUGCUGCAGUGGGACUCAACACUUCACAAGAGCCCAUGUUCAGGAAUAACACCUCUGAAACCCAGCCUAAACUUUUAUCAGUGGAUACCACUAGGAACGUCACGUGGAUGCACGUUCUCGCAGCCAGGAAUUUGCAACUCGAACCAGACCUACUUGCAGGACAGGUGUAUUACACCUAGGGCACUCCUGCAAGAAAAGUGCUUCUGUUCAGGCAUCAGCUCUUGACUUCCAUGAACCCUUCUGUCCAACUGGGCUCUCACAUACCUCACUGGAAGAUGUGCUUGAUAAUACACUUGGACAGAAUAAUCAAGGUCAUCUUGCAUCCCGCCUGGUGGCUGCAGCCUUCCCUGAAAUUGCCUUUGCUGCACACGACAGUCACCAGCUUCUCCUAUGAGACAGCCAAGGCCACCAGGCACUUUGGGUACACGUCCCUCUUCAGCUGGGCAGCCAGUAAGCAGAGGACUGCGCAGUGGCUAGGAACAUCUGCGUGA
Tinamus guttatus (white-throated tinamou) is the source of this 864-nucleotide messenger RNA. The record is from RefSeq and is a predicted model, not a curated record. NCBI's taxonomy places the organism in Eukaryota, Metazoa, Chordata, Aves, Tinamiformes, Tinamidae.